UUUGACAUAAUCACCUAAUAGCUUAUCUUAUUCUACCAAUGUCUUAUUCUCCAAGGGCUUUAGAUGAGAAUCGAAGAUCUAACAAAGAAGUCCCAUAUGAUGGAAAAACCACUAGAAACCAAGUUCAACCUCCUCAGAGUCGUCCACCAAACACUAACAUGGGUACUAAGAAGCGGAAAAGAGUUCUGGCAGGCAGACAAUAUGCCCAUAAGUAUCGACUUAAGCAACUCCAUCAUAUUCUACAACUUGAACAAGAAGUGAAAGCUCUCCAAGCUAAUGUGGCCAUUUCCAUUCCAAGGAUCAUGUAUGUUGAUCGUGAAAAUUCUUUGUUGAAGAUAAAAAAUGGGUUAAUGAAGCAAAGGCUUUCUACUUUUUCCAAUGAUCUUAUGUUCAAAGAAGCUCAAUAUGAAAAACUAGAGAUGGAAAGGGACACCUUGAAGCAAUUACACAUGGUGAAUCAUCAACAACUGCCAAAGAUUUUAAGAAUAAAACCAGUUUGGAACAAUCAGCUAUUGAAUAUGAACCUGAAUCACUCUACUUUGAAUUUGUUUAUGGAACCUGUUGUUGUUGGUGGAUCACAAACAAUGAUGAAUCAGAACAUCAACCAAUUUGGCACUGGACAAAUUAUGAAUAAGGAUUUCAUUUGA
Molecule: messenger RNA, 647 nt
Organism: Manihot esculenta (cassava)
Lineage: Eukaryota; Viridiplantae; Streptophyta; Magnoliopsida; Malpighiales; Euphorbiaceae
Exons: 4
Coding region: 39-647 (202 amino acids)
Biological process (GO): positive regulation of DNA-templated transcription
Cellular component (GO): nucleus
Molecular function (GO): DNA-binding transcription factor activity; DNA binding
Source: RefSeq, a predicted model, not a curated record